Molecule: messenger RNA, 1003 nt
Organism: Panicum virgatum (switchgrass)
Lineage: Eukaryota; Viridiplantae; Streptophyta; Magnoliopsida; Poales; Poaceae
Exons: 2
Coding region: 301-690 (129 amino acids)
Source: RefSeq, a predicted model, not a curated record
GCGAACUUCCGAAUGAAUCACGAGCCUACUGGAAUCAAUAUCUCGCCGGAUAGCAACACAACACUUGCUGGAGACCGGACGAUCACGCGCCCUGUGUCCCGCUGAAUCUUCCGUCAUCAAUGAGCUGCUGCCGAACACAUCCACGUGACCACGUCCGAGAAGUUCUGAACCCAUCUUCACCGGGCGCUAUAAAUCAGAAGUGUCCCCAAGGCGAAACCACUCGCACUCCACUCUCGCAGCCUCUUGCUCUCUUCCAGCAGCUCUGUCGCUGAAGACCGUAAGAGAGGGAGGCCGCAGGCAAUGGCCACCGCUCGCGCUCUGUCCCUCGCCCUCCUCCUCGCGUUCUGCUUCGCCGCCUACGCCUGCGCGGCCGGCGAAAGGGAGCCCGUUAACAGGUACAUUUCGUACGCCGGCAGGCCCGAUGAGAAUGGCGCCUACCACGGACGGAUCCCUCCGGGCUGUUCGGCUUACACCGGGAGGUGUCCCAGUAGCCGCCGGGCUCCAACGCCGGUGGCCACGGGAUCGAAGGGCGAUCACAUGAGCCAUGCUGCUUUGCCGAGCUAUGAUAAGCAUCCGGCUCCGACAAAGGCUGGAGCCAAGAAGGAAGCCGCCGGCACCAAGGGUCGUUACAUAAGCCGUGCUGCAAUGUCCGCGGACUGCGGCCUUCUUGGGUGUCCCCCGCGCCCGUAACUGACGAACUGGAGAGGCUAGUUCUCAAGCGGAAGAAUAAACAUAGCACAACCGUGCAAGCCGUGGAGAACUUGGCAGGCGUGAGAUGUAACGCCGUAUUGUAUUUGCUGAGUCUGUGAGCCAUACAGGUAUCCUCGAACAACUACUCACAGGAGUUCUGAAUACCUGUAGUAACGCCGUAUUGUAUCUGCUGAGCCUGUGAGCCGUGUUUCUGAAUGUACCUCAACAAAGUGUAUUUCACUAGAAAUAGUGUCGGAAAGAGUUACCGUUUUAAAAUACAGAAGAUCCGAUCAAUAAGAGACAAACUUCUCAA